Molecule: messenger RNA, 978 nt
Organism: Lytechinus pictus (painted urchin)
Lineage: Eukaryota; Metazoa; Echinodermata; Echinoidea; Temnopleuroida; Toxopneustidae
Exons: 1
Coding region: 1-978 (325 amino acids)
Biological process (GO): DNA integration
Molecular function (GO): nucleic acid binding
Source: RefSeq, a predicted model, not a curated record
AUGAAACCGCUGCGCCGAGAAAAGAACCAAUAUGCCCAACGGAAAUGCCAACAGAGCCAUGGCAUACUGUUCACAUCGAUUUAUGUGGUCCGCUUCCGAACGGAAAAUCUCUCUUGGUGGUCGUCGACAACGCCUCCAGAUGGCGAAAUCAUCACUUCGACGACAACCGGGUCCAUCAUCACACGACUACGGCGCAUUUUCGCUACUCAUGGUAUCUCCAACACCAUCGUAAGUGACAAUGGUCCGCAGUUCGUGUCCGCGGAAUUCGAAGAAUACUUGCGCGACAACGGUAUCGAACAUCGACGCGUGACACCAUACCAUCCGCAAGCAAACGCAACAGUAGAGCAACUCAAUGCGACAGUUCUCCGUGCUCUCCGACGAGCUCGACAAGAAGGAAGAGACUUGAACGAAGCCUUACAGUCCUUUCUGCUUGUAUACCGAACCACUCCACAUGCCGCUACAAAAGCGACCCCAGCUCGCUUUCUGUGUAAUCGCGAAUUUCGAACCGAAAUGCCAUCGGUGUCGAAAUCGAAAAUGAGCAAGGAGUUCAAAAAAGCUAGAAAGGCUGAUUUUGUCUAUAAAAACAAAAUGAGCGCCGCUGAUAAAGCUAAGUCUAAGAGAAAUGCAACAGGAAUUAACAUGGAAGAUCAGGUGAUUAUACUAAGGCCCAGGCCAAAUAAAAUGGCCCCAAGAUAUGAUCCACAACCGUGGAAAUUUGUCAAAAUCAAGGGAAAGUGUGUCGAAAUCACUGAUAAUAAUGAAACAACGAUGCGGCACUUGUCUAAAGUGAAGCGCUACCACGGACAUGACGAACACCUAAGCGAUAACGACAUCGGUAGCGACAUCGAGGACGAUUACGUGCCUCCUCAACCACAUCUUAACGAUAACAGCUCUUCAACCGCACCCCGUCGGUCAUCGCGAGAGCGAAGGGAACCCAGUCGUCUCAACUACUAUGACAGAGGGAACCCUCUAGUUUGA